Messenger RNA from Racocetra fulgida, 320 nucleotides. NCBI's taxonomy places the organism in Eukaryota, Fungi, Glomeromycota, Glomeromycetes, Diversisporales, Gigasporaceae. The record is from the annotation of a GenBank genome assembly.
AUGCAAAAUCUUAAAACAAAAAUAGAACCUUAUCAGGAAGCUAAUGGAACAGUUGAGAUAAAAAAAAAAAAAUCGAAAAUUAGGAGAAAACAUCCAAAUGAAAUACGCUCUAAUCUUGAACAAGAAGAAGGCACAGUAGAUUCAUCCUCUCAACUUUUGAAUACGGCUACUUUAUCUAAUUUUUCAGCGAUCACAAAAGAAAAAACUGAUUCACCAUUUGCAGAAGAUUCUCAAGAAUUUGAAACCGCCGAACCAAUAUUUGACCAAAAUUUAGAGGUAUAUUAUAGCAACGACUUUGUUAUUCCAUUUCAAGAUAAUAU